GUCCCUGAGCGAGCAAGGCUCAUUCGCAACCCAUCCGACACCACCGCCAGCCCAUACCUCCGUGCGAGAUGCCCCCAAUGUUUUGGAGGUUUGAUAUGGGGUAGUUCAGCCAACGAAUGUCCUGAUGUCAUCGUCGCUAUGGAUGGUAAUAUGCAACAUAGGCAGUACAUGUUCGUUGGAGGAGACAUGGUCCUUCCCUGGAAUGAAACCUGUACAUUCCUCACCGAUGCCGAAAUUGAGGAAGCUGCCCUCCAUGUCUCUGAUGCACAAGCUGCAUCUAGAGGUUGUUCAGAAGAAUCUCGUCCCUCAUCCCUUGUACCGGAUGGUGCUAUUGAUGAAUGUGAAGAAUCACACAGAGCCACAAAACAUGGAAAACGGACUGCCUCGAAAAUGGAUACAUUCCGUUCGAAGGGUCUGAUGGCAACUGUAUGCCGUCAUGAUAUCCCCCUUUUCCUCUGCGAUGUACGCACUCCAGGUGAACAGCAGCACUUUUCAAUUGCCAUGCUCCUUGCACUCAACCGCCAACUACCCUCAAACGCCACCAUUGGAUUAAUGUAUGAUGUUGGAUGUGUUCUCGAUCGAUCAAUUGCCAAGGUAUGA
This is a messenger RNA of Cantharellus anzutake, 600 nucleotides long. RefSeq lists its product as uncharacterized. The record is from RefSeq and is a predicted model, not a curated record. Lineage: Eukaryota; Fungi; Basidiomycota; Agaricomycetes; Cantharellales; Hydnaceae. The transcript has 2 exons. The annotation marks the transcript as partial.